AUGUCUUCCCUUACUACCUCUCACGCAGGCAAAACUUACAUCUUGACCGGUGGCUGUUCAGGAAUUGGCCUCGCGAUCCUCAAUAUUCUCCUGUCUCAGUCCGCCACCGUCCACGUCCUCGACAUCUCAUCCACCCCACCACAAAUAUCCGCACACCUCCCCCAGAAGAACGUCCACUUCUACCCCAAUACCGACGUCUCCUCCCGCCCCUCAGUUCACAACGCCUUUACGAAGAUCCUCACCAUCACCCCUACCAUCGACGGCCUCAUCAACAACGCCGGAAUUGCCAGUCUGCCUCCUGUAUCAGGCAUGGAAUCCGACGAAUCAUUCGACCGAACCAUGGAAGUCAAUGUCCGUGGCGUGUGGAACACGGGCACCGAAUAUCUUUCUCGCAUCCUACCCACCCCUGACCCAAGCAGCCCGGAUACAGACGAUACAGGACCAACCGAGGGCAAAGGUGUGAUUGUGAAUAUUGCCUCUACAGCAGCGAUUCAAGCAUCUAUUGGAUUCGUGUCAUACACGGUGAGUAAACAUGCCGUGCUGGGAAUGACGAGGGCAUGGGCAGCGAACUUCGCCCACCGGGGGGUACGAGUUAAUUGCGUGGCCCCUGGGGGUACGGAUACACCGCUAGUGAGCGGUAUUCUGGAUGAGAAGGGAAAGGAAAGUUAUAUCAGUCGAGUGCCGAUGGGGAGGUUGGCAAGACCGGAGGAGAUCGCGAAUGCGGUGGGAUUCUUGCUGGGGGGAGAGUCGAGUUUCAUGACGGGUCAGGUGGUCGUCGUAGAUGGGGGGAGGUAUGUUUGA
Messenger RNA from Aspergillus sclerotioniger CBS 115572, 801 nucleotides. RefSeq names its product SDR family NAD(P)-dependent oxidoreductase. The transcript has a single exon. The coding region runs from base 1 to 801 and encodes 266 amino acids. Lineage: Eukaryota; Fungi; Ascomycota; Eurotiomycetes; Eurotiales; Aspergillaceae. Gene Ontology annotation, molecular function: oxidoreductase activity, acting on the CH-OH group of donors, NAD or NADP as acceptor. The record is from RefSeq and is a predicted model, not a curated record.